GCUCCGGCUCCGGUACCUGCCAGCCAGGGCUCCGCGGGACCAGGGUCCCGCACUGGGCCUUAGUCCCGAGCCAGGCCAGCCACGCCGCCUGGGGACGGCCCCACCUCCGGACCCCCUUCCUCGGCGACUCACCUCGGUUUCCUAAACCGGGCCCUGGGACCCGCGCGACCCUUAGGGACCCAAACCGGUCCGCCUCAGGCACGAGAAAACGGCUCCCCGGACCAGACCCCUCCUCAGCGUCGGGAUCCUCACUUCACGGACCGCUCCCCGCCCCCACCGCAUGGGUGGACCCAGCCCAGCGAGCAGCUUCCUCAUCUCAUGAGCUGGUGCCUCCUUUCCAGGACUGUUCCCACCCCCCAUUUCACAGGCUGGCACCCCCACUCCGGGGAGAGCCCCUCCAAGACUGUCCCUUUCCUGUCCUGGGUUAGAUUCGCAAGCUGGAGGUGAGCUUGCCAGGACCACACCCCCAUUUCAAAGACAAGUGCCCCAAGUGCUGCCCACCAAUCCCCACAUCACCCCCUUCGCCUGCCUGCCUGCUCUCCUUCCCCACCGUGUGGUCCAGCCCCUCCCCCUUCGUAUGUAAGCCGAGAAGGGCCGGCUGGGGGUUACGAUUUGGCCCCCACCCCCAGAUCCUGGUCAGACGCCAGGGGAAUGCGGUGGGAAGGGGCCUCCAAAGGUACGGCCGUGUCUGAGCUCAUCCUGCCUGGCAGUCUCCCUGCCCCCCAGACAGGUGCUGCUGGGAGCCCAGCAGACGCCCUGCUAGCAGACUUGGAGUCUACCACCUCCCACAUCUCCAAACGGCCUGUGUUCCUGUCCGAGGAGCCCCCUUACUCCUACCCAACUGGAAACCAUACCUACCAGGAGAUUGCUGUGCCGCCCCCUGUCCCCCCACCCCCGUCCAGCGAGGCCCUCAAUGGUGCAGUCCUUGACCCCUUAGACCAGUGGCAGCCCAGCGGCUCCCGAUUCAUCCACCAGCAGCCGCCAUCCCCAUCGCCCGUGUACGGCUCCAGUGCCAAAACUUCUGGUGCCUCCAACCCCCAGGACGGCGUUGGUUCCCCGUGUUCUCGAGUAGGUGAAGAGGAACACGUCUACAGCUUCCCCAACAAGCAGAAGUCGGCUGAGCCUUCACCCACUGUGAUGAGCUCCUCCUUGGGCAGCAACCUUUCUGAACUUGACCGCUUGCUGCUGGAACUGAAUGCUGUGCAGCAUAACCCCCCAGGCUUUCCUGCAGAUGAGACCAACUCCAGCCCUCCAUUGCCCGGGGCCCUGAGUCCCCACUAUGGCAUCCCGGAGAACAACAGCCCUCUGGGGGGCAAAGCCGGGCCGAUGACAAAGGAAAAACCUAAACGGAAUGGGAACCGGGGCCUGGAGGAUGUGAGGCCCAGUGUGGAGAGCCUCUUGGAUGAACUGGAGAGCUCCGUGCCCAGCCCCGUCCCUGCCAUCACUGUGAACCAGGGGGAGAUGAGCAGCCCGCAGCGAGUCACGUCCAGCCAGCAGCAGACACGCAUCUCGGCCUCCUCUGCCACCAGGGAGCUGGACGAGCUGAUGGCCUCCUUGUCGGAUUUUAAGACCAGCUCCUCCACUGUGGCCCUGAGCUCCCUGGGGCCCAGCUCAGCUCCGUCCUCACACCAUACCCUUCCCCCUACUCCUUCUCCUCUUCCUGUGCCAUCUGCCUCCAGAUCCUCCUUCCCAGGCCAGGACCACACCCAGGAGGUCCUCUGCACUGAGCAACACGGUCGGGGCCAUCUGCCUUCUGGGGCUCCCAGCUGGCUUGAUUUGGCUGGCCUUGGGGUAACUCCUGAUUCCCCCAACUCAAGGCCUCCCUCUGCAGAGGGAUCCCUGGGGCCGUUUGGUGCCGAGAGCCAAGUUCGAGUCAGGAGGGACCUAUUGAAACCCACACAUGAGCUCUGUGGGGCUCUGUCCUGCCACACUCCACCCACUGCUAGGAGUGCAGAUUCCCUGGAGUUUGGAGACCCCCGGGGGCCACUGGCUAACCCUGUGUGUCCAGAGAAGGCCAUGGAUGCCAGUGGGGUGUGGCCAUGGGCUUUGGAGAUGUCUAGGCCCAAGACCACCCGCGGAGCUGCUUGCAGCUUCCAGGAAGUAACUGAGCCAGCUGUUGUGGCCAUGGACCGACAGGCCAUCUUCCCAGACACCUGGAGUCUCACAGAGGAGUGUGGCCAACAGAAGCAGAGGGUGAGGACACAACCCAGGGGGCUGGGGAGCAGCUGCCCUCCCCCUGUCGACGAGGAGCAGUUGGGUGGCAAGGUGCCCAAGUGGGUAAGCCUGGUUGGACCAUCCCAGGAACCUGAGACCCCAAGGAUCCCAAAGGGCACCACUGGAGAGACUGCUGAGGCCAGGAAGGAUCAAUCGGAGCUUCCACACGCCACGGUCCUGGGCACACCCAGCGCCACGGGGAGGAUUUCCACCUCUGGCCAGAUCCGUUCUGUGAUCAGGAGGAGCCGGGAGACAGGCCACGCACACCCCAUGUCCCGGGAGCCUUCCCCUCGCCGCCGGCUGGACCCUGCGACCCUGAGCAGGACCCCAUCCCAGGAGCGUCUCAUCGCAGAGCUGCAGGGUCGGCUGGGCAUCCAGCCGGAGGCAGAGGAGGCAGCAGGGGCCCCCGCCCAGGACUGGCUGACUGAGGGCAUCGUCAUCACCGUGCAGCCACGCGGGAGGCAGGCUGGGGGGCAGCUUGUAGAGAAGAUCCAAGGCCUGGAACAAAGAGUGGACGGAGAGCUGUGCUGGGCGGCCAGUUGGCCUCCGAACGGCCGGCAGAGCAGUCCGGAAGGGCAAGACGAGGGAGGGUUCAUGGCCCAGGGAAAGACGGGGAGCAGCUCACCCCCUGGGGGACCCCCAAAGCCCGGGAGCCAGCUGGACAGCAUGCUGGGGAGCCUGCAGUCUGACUUGAACAAGCUGGGCGUUGCCACAGUUGCCAAAGGGGUCUGCGGGGCCUGCAAGAAGCCUAUUGCCGGGCAGGUUGUGACCGCCAUGGGGAAGACGUGGCACCCCGAGCACUUCGUCUGCACUCACUGCCAGGAGGAGAUCGGAUCCCGGAACUUCUUUGAGCGGGACGGACAGCCCUACUGUGAAAAGGACUAUCACAACCUCUUCUCCCCACGCUGCUACUACUGCAACGGGCCCAUCCUGGAUAAAGUGGUGACAGCCCUUGACCGGACGUGGCACCCUGAGCACUUCUUCUGUGCCCAGUGUGGAGCUUUCUUUGGUCCUGAAGGGUUCCACGAGAAAGACGGCAAGGCCUACUGCCGGAAGGAUUACUUCGACAUGUUUGCGCCCAAGUGCGGCGGCUGCGCCCGGGCCAUCCUGGAGAACUACAUCUCGGCCCUCAACACCCUGUGGCACCCCGAGUGCUUUGUGUGCCGGGAGUGCUUCACGCCGUUUGUCAACGGCAGCUUCUUUGAGCACGACGGGCAGCCGUACUGUGAGGUGCACUACCACGAGCGGCGCGGCUCGCUGUGCUCCGGCUGCCAGAAGCCCAUCACGGGCCGCUGCAUCACCGCCAUGGCCAAGAAGUUCCACCCCGAGCACUUCGUCUGUGCCUUCUGCCUCAAGCAGCUCAACAAGGGCACCUUCAAGGAGCAGAACGACAAGCCCUACUGUCAGAACUGCUUCCUCAAGCUCUUCUGCUAGGCCCGCCUGGCCAUCGCCCCCAGCCCAGCAUCCCCGACUGCUACUGUGACCCAGAGACCUCGCCCAGGGGUGAGGGGCGAACGACCGUGACUGGAACUGGAACGCUCAUCCUCAGCUGGGGCAGGAUGGGAGGAGCCAGGAGGGCGCCUGCCUGCCUCUCCUUGCCCCUGCCGGGACCUCUGGGCCUCCUUCUUCCUCCUGUGGAGCUCCCCAGGUGCCCACCCUGCACCCCUCCCGGAGGUGGAGGUUGGGGCCCAUCCUACACCACAUGCCGUCCCCAUGGACCGGCCUGGCUAGGCCAGCACCCCACACUGGAGCCAUCUCUUACUUGUAUUUUGGUAGUGGAGUUGGAGCAGGGGGUGGCAGGCAGGGUCAGAUGGGGCAUCUCUUUAUCCUUGUCUGCCCCUCACCCCAACCUGACUAUCCUGGUGAGAGUGUUGGGGGAUCCCCAGCUCUCUCCAGACAAUGCCAGCAUCGAUCCAUCCCUCCAGGGCUGGAAGCGCCCACGGAGCCACGGGAGGUUCCUCGUGUCCUUCCCGCCCUUCUGUCUCCCCAGGCCGGGGUGACUGCUCCCCACCUCCCUGUGCCCUUUUGUAACUGCUCUGGUCCUACUGAGAAAGGCCUGUCCAGCAAUAAUAACAUUUUAUAGCCACUCCCUCUGUCCUGGGACGGCCGGCGUGAGGUGGGAGCACCGGCAGUCCUGGACACUGUAUCUGCCGACUUUGAUAGAUUUCUACACUGAGGUUUGAAUUCUUAAUCUCCCGAGUUGCUUUUACUUCUCUAUACAAAAUGAUUUUGAAGAGAUUUUAAAGAUGUUCCCUUUUGUAGUCUCCUCCUUGUCCACCGCCACUGGGCCCGUCGGCACCGGGGCUCUGGAUUGGGAGUUUGCUUUGUACUGAGGGCUUGGGGUGGGGAAGCAGUUUGUAUUUUAUUUUUUCUUAGCACAAGCAGGUGAACUUGGGAGCAGCUCUGCACCUCCCCUUCUUUGCCUUCACAGCUCACCAGGACUGUUUUAUAAACUGCUGUAUUUUGAAACCCUUUCUGUAACUGCCCGGGCCAGUGAGCUCUUGGCUAAAGCUGGCCUCAGGGUGCCUGGCCCUUUGGGACCUGAACUUCUGAACCUCAUCUGUCCUAUUCCUGGGGGAAGGGAAGGGAGGCACACCCUGGUGGGCUGCUCCCUGUGCGAGUAAGCCGCGAGGAGCAUCCGCUCCCCCAUGGAUGCUGUGGCCGCAAGGAGAACCCCCAGCAGUCACUCCCGGCCCCCUCACCACCUCUGGGCUCUUGUGCGUCCUCAGCAGAGCUGGAGUCUGAUUUUGACUUUAAAGAUCACAAGGCUCUCUUGGGUCUUGGUUCCACUGGGGCUUCCCUCCCUGGAGUCUGGGUAGGGGUUUCUCCCCUUUUACAGGUGAGGCCGGCUCUCAGCUGGUCGGUCUGAGGAGCAGGUCCCAGGUAGUUGUUGCACAGGGGCCUGAUGGGAUUUGGGGCAGAGGGAAAGGACCCCACUGGAGGCACAGAAAGCCCCCAGAGCUGUCCUUCCCACAGCUGAAGCAGGAGCAGCCAGGCCCAGGCUUCUUGGUCAAAGGAAAGAGACCCCGGAGGGUCUACAGUGGGGAGAUGCAGACCAAACCAUGAGUCUCGAGCAGAGGCUGAGUGCACGGGGGUCUCGGGAGACACUGCCUCCUUUGUGGCCGAGGUGUGGGGAGGUGAGCUUGGUUCCCCCAAAGGUCGGCUGUCUCCACUUCCACCCGCGGGCCUUACGCUCUGUUUACAGUGACCCAUCCUGGGCCCUUCCCCGAGAGGGGCUGGGGCUUCUGUGCUCUAUCCCCCCCACCCCGAGUCAAUGGUUACCUGAUGAUUUGACUUCAAUCUUUUUAUCCUGUGUAAACUUCUAAUCUGGCUUUUCCCAUUUCAAUUCUUGUGAUGUAUGCCAAUAAAGUUUGCCAUUAUUUUCAA
This is a messenger RNA of Oryctolagus cuniculus (rabbit), 5601 nucleotides long. The record is from RefSeq and is a predicted model, not a curated record. Lineage: Eukaryota; Metazoa; Chordata; Mammalia; Lagomorpha; Leporidae.